CCUGUCAGUCUUUUCGGAGUGUUUUGCCCAAAAUGACCUAAAAGUCAAGAGGACAGUAACUUGUACAUUUGAUUUAUUAAUUACGUAUCGGAAGUGCAGAGACGGUAUCGUAGUGCGCAACAUCCGCACAGUCGUGGACUGUCACGCGGGCGUGUAAGGCCAGCAUCGCGACAUGGACCAUCUCAAGUCCAACAACCAGUUUGACGAUUUGCCGCACAAAUGGGUGGCCGUAGUGGCCGACUACCUGCGGGGCUUCCGGAACGACACGACCGACUUCAACCGUCCGCAGCUCCGUUCGUCCGUCCGGCACACAUAUCCGGCGUUCGUGUGCGGCUACAGCGCGCUCAUCAUGGCCGGCGCGCUGUGCAACGCCUACGUGCUGGCCAUUGUGGCCAGAAAGCGGCUGUACGCGGCCGAUCCGGUGUACGUUUACGUGGCCAACCUGGCCGUCACGGGCAUCGUCGAGUGCGUUUCCGUGCUGCCCAUAUCGCUGAUGGUGUUGCUGGUCCAAAACUGGAUAUUCGGACGGUUCCUGUGUUUCUUCCUGCCAAUGCUCCAGGAUGUUCCUACUCAUGUGAUAAUGUUGACCUUUCUUUUAAUGGCUAUUGAUCGUUAUAAACAUCUCAAACAUCCAAAUAAAAUGAGACUCCCACCAUUAGCGUGUACAUUUGGAUGUUGGAUAGUGGCAUUUUGUAUUGUAUUGCCAUAUCCCGUUUACACUGCUUAUUUGGAUUUAGGUGAAUAUAUAAAAGUACAAUUUGAAGGCGUUGGCAUUUGUGCAGUAAACAUGGCCGAUGAUAUGCAAGACUAUCUUCGGAGUUUAUUCGUUCUGACAUACUUGAUUCCGUUAGUUUCUAUGGGUUACCUAUAUUCAAAAAUGUCAGAAAUUUUGCGUGACUUGAUGAAUGUUCCCGCCGUGUUUUACUCUCAAGACAUAACACCGAGAAACAGUGAAAUACCAUCACGUUUGAACGAAAUACAAUCCACAGUUAGCGACUCUGAUGACGAGGAGAUUGACGGGUACAAAGAGUCAAAGACACAAAAAUAUUUAAUAUCAAUGAUCAUUUCAUAUGCUGUGUGUUUGUGUCCACUAAUGAUUUUAAGAUUGGCAAAACUCGAAGUGUCUGAAACGUACGAGAACAGUAGACACUUCGAUUUGACGUUCAUGAUAUGCGUCUGGUUGGCAUUUGUGCCAACAGUCACCACUCCACUACUGUUUGUCGCAUGGAAUUCGGACAGUAGUACCAAGGAUCGGAUCAGAAGUUAUUUCAAAAGGACAAAGGUCACCGCGGAACAAGCAACCAGGACCGUGUCGACGGAGGGUCUCGCAGCUCGCAAUUCAAUUUAUACAGUGCAAGAGAGCAUUCCGGCUUAAACGCUUCGAACGAACUGUUUACAUUAGUUUAUUAAUUAUAUAAUAUAACAAAACAAAAAAUAAAAUUAGUAUUAAUAAAAAUAAAAACAAAACAAAAA
This is a messenger RNA of Melanaphis sacchari, 1473 nucleotides long. RefSeq names its product prolactin-releasing peptide receptor. The record is from RefSeq and is a predicted model, not a curated record. Gene Ontology annotation, cellular component: membrane. Bases 173 to 1375 code for a protein of 400 amino acids. Gene Ontology annotation, molecular function: neuropeptide receptor activity. NCBI's taxonomy places the organism in Eukaryota, Metazoa, Arthropoda, Insecta, Hemiptera, Aphididae. The transcript has 8 exons. Gene Ontology annotation, biological process: neuropeptide signaling pathway.